This is a messenger RNA of Ostrinia furnacalis (Asian corn borer), 6348 nucleotides long. It is a transcript of the gene Hr4, whose product is annotated as nuclear hormone receptor 4. The record is from RefSeq and is a predicted model, not a curated record. Gene Ontology annotation, molecular function: DNA-binding transcription factor activity; sequence-specific DNA binding; zinc ion binding. Gene Ontology annotation, biological process: regulation of DNA-templated transcription. Bases 393 to 2642 code for a protein of 749 amino acids. The transcript is spliced from 8 exons. NCBI's taxonomy places the organism in Eukaryota, Metazoa, Arthropoda, Insecta, Lepidoptera, Crambidae.
GGUGAAAGUGUUUCGAAUUUCGACAUGACGACAUUCGCGCGCAGUCGUUAUCGUGAUUUUGCCGAAUCUAGAGGUUCGGAGAGCGCGCAGACCCGCGACGAGACCGCGAUACGCGCCCGCGCAACUCAACUCAUGUGUUCACUCCGCAGGAAGUGCGCCGGACUCUGAAUGCUGAAGGUGUCGGUGUCAAGUGCUUGCGUAAAAAACUAUGCUGAGAGUUGGAGUGUCGAAGAAUUUUAGGAGACGAAAAUUAAAGUGAUCGGUGUUCCUGGAACAAGGUGGAACGUUCGUGUGAUGUGCGAAGUGCGGCUGUAGACAAGCUGUCGAGAGCCGACAAGCUGGGGCCCCACGAGGCGCACGACGCCUCCGCACAAGCUCUACAAGUGCAGAAUAUGACCUCCACAAUGGGAAUAAUGACACUCAGCCGCGGCCCGUGUGAGCUGGUGGACAACAUGAGUCUGUUCCAAGACCUCAAACUAAAGAGGCGGAAAGUUGACUCCAGAUGUAGUAGUGAUGGCGAGUCAGCCGCCGACACCAGCACGUCGUCGCCGGACCCGGGCCCGCCGUCGCCGCGCAUGGCGGAGGCGGGCUGCAGCACGCCGCCGCACCCGCCGCCCGUGUUCGACGGCGGCGGCUCUCCGUCGCCCUCGCCCAGCUCCUGCAGCCACCAGUCCGUCAUCCGCUCCGCUCCGCAAUACUCCGUCAUUAAGUUCGAGGGCACGCCGCCUUCUAUCAAGACGGAAGGCUUCCAACCUAACAAAUACCAAGAAACCAAUAUACCCUCCCCCAUUCAAGUCAAGGUGGAGAGCACCCCGCAGGAGCUCCCGCAAUCGUACAGACCCCGGUCUAUCGCUACUGCUCUACCGAACUCGCACACGAAUAUCGCGCCGAGCCCCUGGCCGGCUGCUGCCUGCCUUAAUGGUGUAAAACCAGAGCUAAUAGGCGGACAUUUCCCACCGCAACCGCACGACCCCAAAACUGGAGAGAGGCGAGGUGCGCCAUGGAGAGGCGCUCCAACGGUUAUAAUGGGCGAGUCGGGUGGUGUUCGGACGAUGUUCUGGUCUUUGCCCACGCCCUCUUCGAGCGGGGAGUCAUCAGCGAGUUCAUCUCACACGCCCACCCCACCUACUCCCGAGCCUGCCACGUGUAGUGAAGAGUCAGCUGCGCGUUUGCUGCUCAAUCUCGGUGGAGAGUUAAGGCGGCCACGAGGACCAGCGCUAAACAUGGAGUUGUUAUGGGCUGGGGAUAUGACCCAGCUGCCCGCUCAUCAGCAGAUGCAUGCAUUGAAUCUGAGCGCUGCGGCAGGCAGCUUGCCGGGCGGGUCGGCAGCAUCGGGCGCCAGCUCUCCUCUGGCUCUCCCUCGGCCAGAACUCCGGGCAUAUGCCCCUGAAGCUGAGCGCGAGGAGGAUGAACAACCCAUGAUUUGCAUGAUUUGUGAGGACAAAGCGACAGGACUGCAUUACGGCAUAAUUACGUGUGAAGGUUGCAAAGGUUUUUUCAAAAGGACUGUACAAAACCGACGCAUUUACACGUGUGUUGCGGAUGGUGGCUGUGAAAUUACAAAGGCACAACGUAAUAGAUGUCAAUAUUGCCGGUUUAAAAAGUGUAUUGAGCAGGGAAUGGUUUUACAAGCGGUACGCGAGGAUCGGAUGCCUGGUGGCCGAAAUAGUGGAGCUGUCUAUAAUUUGUACAAGGUGAAAUAUAAGAAGCACAAGAAAGCCCACAAAGCAUCGACGACAACGAGUCGAGCGUCGCCGCCGGAGAAGCCGAAAGAUCCCCUACCUCCACUCCCACCGCACCUGGUCAACGGGACCAUCCUUAAGACUGCAUUAACCAACCCUAGCGAGUAUCCUUUGCAGGUGGUUCAUUUAAGAGCACGCCUUGAAAGCGCCGUGUCAUCAUCUCGAGAUCGUGCUGUCCCUUUAGAGAGGGCAUUACACAUGAUCCGGACACUGAUAGAGUGUGAUGCCAUGGAGGACAUAGCCACAGUGAGGCAUUUACCAGACUUGCUCCAUGACACGUCAGAAAUUGGCGACAAGUUAUGCAAGAUCGGGGACUCCAUCGUACACAAAAUGGUAGCUUGGACGAAGAAGCUACCAUUUAUAAUGGAGAUUCCUAUGGAAGUCCACUCAAAGUUGUUAAUGGAGAAGUGGCAUGAGAUCUCAGUGCUGACCACGGCGGCGUACCAGGCGAUGCAUGGAAAGAACGCGCACGUGCCGCCGCCGGAUCAAGAAUACGACUUUAUGCAAGAGGUGAACGCAAACCUGCGGACGCUGCAGACGUGUCUGACGUCACUGAUGGGUCGGCCCAUCACGCUGGAGCAGCUGAAGCUAGACGUGGGGCUGGUGGUAGAAAAGAUGACCCAGAUCACCUGCGUCUUCCGCCGCAUUCAGCUCCGCAUGGAGGAGUAUGUUUGCCUCAAAGUCUACAUUCUGUUGAACCAAGAGGUCGAGCUGGAGGGCAUCCAGGACCGCUACGUGCAGGUGCUUCGGAGCUACCUCGAGCACGCGGCGCCGCACCACCCGGGUCGGCUCCAGGAACUCUUCGCCAGGAUACCUGAGAUCCAGGCCGCAGCGAGCCUGCUCCUGGAGAGCAAGAUGUUCUACGUACCUUUCGUCCUGAACUCGGCGGAGAUAAGAUAGUAUAUGGCCCAGCAGGGCGUCUAGUUCGCAAUGUACGAGCGACGGAGCCCCGCACCCCGCACACCACACGUGUUCACGCCAGUCCAGCACAAGAAAUCGUACAAAUGUUCCUAUGAGGCAGCCGACGACGUCGAGUUGACUAUCACGACUCUGUGGAAGAACGCGACGAUGCGCAUGACGCUCAACGCGGUCAAGAAAAGUUAGAGAGAGACCCAGGAUUUACAGCAGAUUUGGACCAUCGGCUUCUGAAUCUGCUUUCCUGCUGUUGGAUAUGGCAAUCGGAAUGAGACAAUUUAGUAUUGACAGGGUGGAGCUAGUAGGUUCUACAACCGGAAGUGUCAUGUCUAUGACACAGUGCCCCCUGAUUUGAAACGGAUUUGGAAAGAUUGAAGAAAGGACGCAGCUGUUCGUCUAGUCUACUUCGAGUGUUGAUGCAUGGAACUCUGUAGGUCCCCGUGACAGUAUGAGUGACGGGCACUAGUGCGAGCGAGUGCGGAUUUUAUACCUUUGUUGAGUCGAGUGUAUUGGUUUAUUGUUUAGUAGAAGAAUUAAAACGUCCCAAAUUCAGACUGAUAACAAUUAUUUAGAAAUAGUUCCAGGGACUUGAAUGCGUGUUUUAUACGUGGUAGUGUAUACUAGUUAGAUUUAAAUAGAAUAAAAUAUAUAGUUAUGUUACUAUUUAAAUUUGUCAGUCGGAGAAGCGCAUAAUAUAUUAUUAAAAACUAUUUCUGUAAAUAUAGAUUGUAGUAUACAAAAUAAACGUUGUUUUAGACAGAAUUGUUUCUUGUAAAUGAAAUAUGUUUUAGUUUGCAUUUUAUAUUUAGGAUUAACCAGUAGAUUAAAUGCUGGGUGUGUAAUUAUGAGAAUUUUAAUUUAAUUUUUAUAAUGACUUGUUCAUAAUAAUGUAAUUAGCACUAAGUCCUACUCUCAGUGUUUACCAAGACUGCUUGUAUACAACUACUGUUUUAUACACACUACUGAUUUAGCGUGGUCUCGCUCGGUUCUUUAGUCACAACUUUGCAUUUUUAUUGCCAAUACUUCAUACACUUCAUGUUGUUACGUGGCUGUGUAUCACUUCUCCAUGUUCUGGUCUGUAGUGUAAGUAACCGUAGACAUAAUGUGUGUUUUGGUUACCCAUACGUCCCCCUUUUUCUAGAGGUGGGCGAUUAUGACUACAUAUUUUUCAAGAUAAUUUUUAAGAUCUUAGAACAAUUUUUUCAUCGCACUGUAAAUUAUUAGGUUUAUCUGAAACCAAAAGUGCUUUUAUAAAUAAUAUUCCCGCUAUUAUUACCAAUUAUUAUGACUUUCUACGAAUCUACUAACAUCACAAACAGAAUCCAAAAUAAUGCUUAAGUGAAUUAUUUUUUAGUAUUUUUAUCUGAUCUUUUUGAUACUGCGAUAUAUCAAUAAAUUAAAAGAUUUUGAAAAAUAUUUAUCAUUUGAUCUCUUUACACAAUAAAGCUCAUGUUCGCCCAUCUCUACCAUCUCUACCGACGGAGGUUCUCUAGUGCGGGUGCUUCAAUUUAAUAUACUUACUUUGCUUCCUUUGAUGUGUUCAAACUUGUGCUCAAGAUGUCGUUAUUUUAUCGGUAAAAUACAUUAAAGAUCAUGCUACAUCAAACAUUUGAAACAUGUACAUUUUAACAUAACUUGGUAAUAAACUAACAUCACAUCAAAAAUUGUCACUGCAUGUUGCAAAAGUUUUUAAAAUAAGUGUCUGUUUCCGUCAACUAAACCAUAUUAUUAUCUCUAUCACGAAUCACCACAUGAAAAAAUAGUCCGCAACUAACAUACGUACACCUUUCUUAAAUAGUUUUGUAUCUUGAUACACGUUUUAAGAGUGUUAAAGCCAUUUGUACAAUAUUUCAUAUUCUAAGUCAUAAAUUCAAGCAAAUUAGCAUUCCUGUAAUUUGUAUACGCUCAUUAGCACCAUCGUGUUUCGCACAAUUUUCAUUUGUCGCAACCAUAACUAUGUCUGACUAACUAACCGUCAUUCUUUCCUUCAUUUAUCAUUUUCAUUAAUAUAAUCAUCAACAUCUAACUGUAUAUUUAUAAGUCAUCUUAAUAAACUUUUAAGAUAGAAAUUUUAAAAGCCUUACAGCAAUGUAGUGCGAAUCGGCUUUAGGAAAUGUUGAUCUUUAAUAUUUCUAAAGUGACACGACAAGUGACAGUGACAGUAAUCGUGAUGCUUUUGCAAAGUUAUUAUGGAACAUCAGAGGCUUCUUAUAUGUAUGUAUACAGACGACUGCACGUCAGUUUAUUACAACUAGGAUUAUGACCUCACAGUGCUAAACUACACGUUCCGUCGUCUCUGCAUUCCUAAAACGAAACAAAGUCAACUAUGAUCAAUAUUUUCUUUAGCGGAUUGCGCACUCCUGACAUAAUAUUAAGCGAUAAUAUGUAGACUUUCCGAUCUUAAUACUGUCAGUGAUCACUGCCUCGACUUUUUAAAGUUAUUUGCCGUUAUUGUUAUUAACACUUGUAUUAAUCGUUAAUUAUAAAUGAACAUAAUAAACGUUCCAUCAACGGUGAACAGUUACCACUAGUGUAGGGAGGCGAAGUAUGCCUUGUUAAAAUUAAGUAAUUACAACCAAAAAGUUCGUUUUAAGGACUUAGGUUCUAGUUAAUUAAACGGUGUAUGCCUUAGCAUUCGGAAACGAUGUCAACAUACAUCAUGAUAGAGAUAACCUGUGUGUUCGUUAGCAAACUUAAAUUUUAUUUAGUGAACAAUGAUUGUUCAAUUUAAAUCCUGUGUUUCUUCGCAUCCACGAUUUCUUUAAGUUAAAAUAAUUUCUGUAGGUACGUUGGGCACCCUCUGAUCUGCUCUUUUUAAGAAUAUUUCUUUGGACAAAAUAAACCAACACAAGUAUAUUGAUAGUUCAAGUCAGAGGCUAUUUAAACAUCUAAGUAGCAAAUCUAAAUAGGACAGUUGAUAUGUGACAACUCCCUGUACUCAUGAAACGGUGGUUAAGGGUUUUCUGAAGUACCUUACCGUCCUUGCAUAGGAUUUUAACAACUUUGAUAAAGGGGCUUGAUAAAUUAGAUAAUCCUGUUACGUCCGUUCCUCAUCGUGUUACCAUUAGUUAAGAGUUAGCGGUUAUGAAACAUGUUUUGUAAAUUGUAAUUAGUUUGGAUACAACCAGUUACGAUACUGCCAUCAAAUGCCUAAAUAGAUUUUCAAUUAAAUUUUGUUAUCUUUACGUAUAUUUAAUUUAAGUUAAUGUUGGUGAAAUUAUUAGUUAAUUGUGAUAGAAAAGUGUCGGUACGCGACACGCACCAAUCGGUCUCACCAUCGCGACGCGUCGCGACAAUUCGAUUACUAUAUUUAUUUAUUCAUUUUAUCUAACUUAAUUAUAAUUAAUUAGUUCAUAAAAACACCCUCAACACGGCGGUGUUAAAUCUAAAGUCUGAGGUAAAGAUGCCUUUAUAGAUUUUUAAACUUGUAAUGACGGGAUCGUAAAUAAAAUAACUAUAAUCGCGAAUCGUGCAUCGUUCUACUAAUGUAAAUGAUAAUGUAAGUAAUAUUGACACUUAUUUUGUUAGUAGCUUAGCGUUAAGGCAAAACUAACGGCAAUGUAUCAAAUGGGAGUUAGAUUAAGGAUGUUAUUGGCGUUGUACAAAGGAUAGUAUUGUUAGUAAAUAAACAAUGAAAUUGGCGCAUUACUGGCGAGUACCUAAUUAGAAUAGUACUUGGAAAGCCCACAGA